This is a messenger RNA of Caenorhabditis remanei, 348 nucleotides long. RefSeq lists its product as uncharacterized. The coding region runs from base 1 to 348 and encodes 115 amino acids. The record is from RefSeq and is a predicted model, not a curated record. Lineage: Eukaryota; Metazoa; Nematoda; Chromadorea; Rhabditida; Rhabditidae. The transcript has 2 exons.
AUGUGGAGAAAGAAGGUGAAUUUCAUCCACGUUCAAAAAUAUCGCACGUUAUGUAAUGGGUUAGUAAAUGAAGACUACAACUGGGAGGCAAUGGUAGAGCUGAGAAACCCCUCAUUUGAUCCAGAAAAGCAUCGGAUCUAUUACAAGGAAUUCGACUCGAACAUUUUGGGAUCGUUUCAAAUCAAAUUAACUGAUUCAUUGAUCGAAGGACAAGAUAUUAUACGAAGCUUCCCUAGAACGUACAAGAACUUCAAUUAUAUGGACACGGAGAACUCGUACAAAAAUGUCUUUGAACAAGUGGGACUUCAUCUCGACAAGAGUGAAACAAUUUUAAUGAAAUAUUUUUGA